AUGAAUCCUCGGAACUCUUCUCAUGAACAAAAAGUUAAUAAAGAAAAUCUGAAGUGUAGCCAGAGCCAGCGGACUAUUCCUAGUACAUUUUCUAUGAAUGAUUUUAAAAUUGGGCGACAGAUCGGCAAGGGUAAAUAUGGUCGCGUAUAUCUGGCGAUUUAUAAGGCAAGUGGGUAUGUCGUCGCACUGAAAAUUCUGCUAAAACAAGAGUUACAACAUGAAAAACUCUUGAAACAAUUGGAGCGAGAGGUUGGAAUUCAGGGCAAUCUUGAUCACCCUAAUAUCCUCAAACUUUAUGGCUAUUUUCAAGAUGAUAAAUAUAUUUUCAUGAUUUUGGAAUUUGCACAAUAUGGAACGUUAUAUGAUUUUCUCAAACAAUCAGAUCGUAUUACUGAGGGACGAUCGGCACGGAUAGCCAGAGCUCUGCAAUUCAUUCAUCAGAAGCACAUUAUUCAUCGAGACAUUAAGCCUGAGAAUUUGUUAAUUGGACGAAAUGGUGUGAUCAAACUAGCUGAUUUCGGAUGUACCCCGCUUACAACAGUUUGUGGAACUUUGGAUUAUCUUGCUCCAGAAAUGGUGCGACACCUUCCAUAUAAUGAAAAUGUCGACGUGUGGGCUCUUGGAGUACUGUGUUACGAGUUGUUAGUUGGUGUACCACCGUUUGAAGCGAUAGGUUUUCAUGAAACUUGUCGACGAAUAAUGUGUGAUGAUGUAAAUAUUCCUGAUCACGUGUCAAGUGAAGCUAGGAACUUCAUUUUAAUGGUUCUUCAAAAAAUUCCGUUCUGUCGCCCAUCUUUGAAAGAUAUUCUGAAUCAUCCUUGGAUUCGUAUGCACAAUAGCAUGACAAUACCUUCAUCUUCGAGUAAACCACGAGUUAACAUUAAUAGACACACUUUUAAUAAUGCACUGUCUGAAAUUCGGUACAAUACUUUUUGA
Messenger RNA from Dentiscutata erythropus, 936 nucleotides. Lineage: Eukaryota; Fungi; Glomeromycota; Glomeromycetes; Diversisporales; Gigasporaceae. The record is from the annotation of a GenBank genome assembly.